UAUGAUGCUCUUGAUCCAACUGGAAACAUCACUAUCAAGUGGGAUGUCAUGACCUGGACCUCAGAUGGCUACGUGGCCAUUGUGAAAAUCUACAAUUUCCAGCAAUAUCGUCACAUCCAAGCCCCGGGUUGGUCGCUGGGAUGGAUGUGGGCGAAAAAGGAAGUAAUAUGGAGCAUGGUGGGAGGCCAAGCCAUAGAGCAAGGAGAUUGUUCAAGAUAAAAAUCAAACAUCCCACAUUGCUGCAAGAAAGAUCCAACUGUGGUUGAUCUUCUCCCAGCAACUCCUUACAACUCACAGGUGAACUGCUGUAAAGGUGGAGUACUUAACUCUUGGGUCCAAGAUCCUGGAAAUGCACUAAGCUCAUUUCAGCUAAGUGUUGGUUCAUCUGGAGCUAGCAAUAGGACUGUCAAAAUGCCCAAGAACUUCAUUUUGAAAGCACCAGAGCCCGGAUAUACCUGCGGACCUGCUACGGUUGUUGAACCAAGUACCUUUGUUUCAGCAGAUAAGAGAAGGGUCACUCAAGCUUCGAUGACAUGGAAUAUUACGUGCACAUAUUCCCAAUUUAUGGCUCACAAGAACCCCAGUUGCUGUGUCUCAUUGUCAUCCUUCUACAACGACAGCAUCGCAACCUGCUCCAAAUGUUCCUGCGGCUGCCGAAGCAGCAUGGUUCAGACAGGAAGCUGCAUUGAGGCAAAUUCACAUUACUUAUCACCCGUUGUUUCAAACUCUGGUGAGAACUUUGAACCUCUGGUUCAAUGUGCAAGCCAUAUGUGUCCAAUCCGAAUUCACUGGCACAAUAAGCUCAACUACAAAGAGUACUGGAGAGUCAAGAUCACCAUUACAAACUUCAACUACAGAAUGAACUAUUCAGACUGGAACUUAGUCAUUCAGCACCCCAACUUCAGCAAUCUGACAAAGAUAUUUAGUUUCAACUACAAGUCUCUUGUCCCCUAUGCAGCAAUAAAUGAUACAGCCAUGCUAUGGGGAGUCAAGUUCUACAAUAAUCUGCUAACACAAGCGGGUCCUGUUGGAAACGUACAGACGGAGGUUAUUUUUGGAAAGAAUAAAGAAACCUUUACAUUUGACGAAGGUUGGGGCUUCCCUCGAAGGGUGUACUUCAAUGGCGAUAAUUGCGUCAUGCCGCCUCCCGACGCCUAACCGCGGUUGCCGAACGCCGGCUCCGAUCAGAAGAUCUCCACUUUUGCCCUAAUUUUAGCUUCUCUUCUAACCUUUACAUAAU
Messenger RNA from Momordica charantia (bitter melon), 1240 nucleotides. It is a transcript of the gene COBL1, whose product is annotated as COBRA-like protein 1 precursor. Gene Ontology annotation, biological process: cellulose microfibril organization; plant-type cell wall cellulose biosynthetic process. The record is from RefSeq and is a predicted model, not a curated record. Gene Ontology annotation, cellular component: plasma membrane. Lineage: Eukaryota; Viridiplantae; Streptophyta; Magnoliopsida; Cucurbitales; Cucurbitaceae.